GCUUUGCUCACUGCAGUAACAUCUCAACACAUAGAAAUCCACGAAGGAACAGUGCUACAGGCUGUAAGAACAUGUUACAAUAUCUAUCUAGCAAGCAAAAAUCUUAUAAAUCAAACCACAGCCAAGGCCACUCUAACACAAAUGCUGAAUGUCAUCUUUGCACGUAUGGAAAAUCAAGCACUUCAGGAAGCCAAACAGAUGGAAAAGGAAAGACACAGACAGCAACACCAUCUACAGCAGUCUCCAGUAAGCCAUCAUGAGCCUGAGUCACCUCAGUUGAGACAUAUUCCAACACAGACUGAUCAGCUGUCCAAAGAACAUGAGAGAGAGCUUGACCAUAGCACAAAUGAUCUGGACAAGAACCUUCAAGAAGAUAUAGAGACAGAAAAUGGAUCUGAUAUUUCUAGUGCUGAAAAUGAACAGACAGAAGCUGACCAAGCCACAGCAGCAGAAAAUCUUUCUAAAGCUGAUGGAGGAACAUAUGAUGAUGAAAGCAAUGAGUGUGAAGAGAAGGCGCAAGAAAUUGUAGAAAGUAUUGUGCAGGAAAUGGUGAACAUAGUAGUUGGAGAUGUGGAAGGGACUGCUGAAAGUGCACGUGGUGAUGGCACAAUUGUAACAUUAGAGGGUGGCAGUGACAGUGAAAACAUCCAGGCAAAUGGAAUACCAGGGACUCCAAUUUCUGUUGCUUAUACACCAUCUUUACCUGAUGACAGAUUAUCUGUCUCUUCCAACGAUACUCAG
Molecule: messenger RNA, 741 nt
Organism: Cariama cristata (Red-legged seriema)
Lineage: Eukaryota; Metazoa; Chordata; Aves; Cariamiformes; Cariamidae
Product: brefeldin A-inhibited guanine nucleotide-exchange protein 1-like
Exons: 4
Source: RefSeq, a predicted model, not a curated record